This is a messenger RNA of Hyposmocoma kahamanoa, 480 nucleotides long. Its product is annotated as TPPP family protein CG45057-like. The record is from RefSeq and is a predicted model, not a curated record. Lineage: Eukaryota; Metazoa; Arthropoda; Insecta; Lepidoptera; Cosmopterigidae. Gene Ontology annotation, biological process: microtubule bundle formation; microtubule polymerization; positive regulation of protein polymerization. Bases 1 to 480 code for a protein of 159 amino acids. The transcript has a single exon. Gene Ontology annotation, cellular component: microtubule. Gene Ontology annotation, molecular function: tubulin binding.
AUGGCGGGACUUGAAAAAGUGUUCACAGAGUACGCAAAAUUCGGCAACCCGAAAAACGAUGGGAAAACCAUAACACUUUCAAACGUGGACAAAUGGCUUAAAGAUGCAGGAAUUACAGAUGGAAAGAAAGUCACCACUACUGACACAGGUAUUGCAUUCCAGAAGCUAAAGUCCAAGGCUAUAACAUUCUCCCAAUUCAAUGAGUUCCUUGACGGUUUGUGUAAAUCGAAAAGUUUGAACCUUGAAGAAGUUAAAGGCAAACUAGAGCAAAGUUCACCGAGUAAAGCUGGGACGACUGCAGCAGACGCCUCUGGUGUUGUUAACAGAAUGACUGACACUACUAAAUACACUGGAACUCACAAAGAAAGGUUCGACGCUGAGGGAAAAGGCAAAGGUCAGGAAGGCAGAACUGAUGCAACUGACAACACGGGAUAUGUCAGUGGUUAUAAAAAUAAGGACACGUUUGAUAAGAAAAAAUAG